Oncorhynchus keta (chum salmon) is the source of this 5753-nucleotide messenger RNA. RefSeq names its product zinc finger CCHC domain-containing protein 2-like. Lineage: Eukaryota; Metazoa; Chordata; Actinopteri; Salmoniformes; Salmonidae. The transcript has 13 exons. Bases 301 to 3468 code for a protein of 1055 amino acids. The record is from RefSeq and is a predicted model, not a curated record. Gene Ontology annotation, molecular function: nucleic acid binding; phosphatidylinositol binding; zinc ion binding.
GUGACUUCGGUGACCUCUGGUAAAUACACCCUUGUCACGACCCGGUAUAAGGGAUGAAGUUAGGACCCAGCAGUUUGAUGAAAGAUGGGAGGAGUCAACUAUGGGAUUUCCGAGUGGUACAGUCAGUGUAUGAAAUGAGUUACUGAGCCAGCUAUACAUAAUCUCACUAUUGAAAUUCCUUCUAAUAUCACAUAAAUACUAUUCGGCGGCAGUGUACAGAUGCGAACGGAGCGAGUAUGUAGCUUCUCCGAUACAUUUGAAUUAAUUGAUCAUUGCUAACAAGUCCUGUCAGAGUUGAUCAUGCUGAAAAUUAAACUGCCCAUGCGAACGGCGGAGGAAGAAUACCAUACCGUCGAAGAGCAGGAAAAUACCGAUUACAACAGUCUUACUAUUGAUUCGAUUCCGUACCGUGGUGUGAGCCACCGGUUCAAGGAUUCAACGAGGGAAUCGUGUCGCCUGUCGCAAAUUGACAAGGAGACGGUGUUUGAGUGGUUCGGCUUGCACCUCAACCCAGCAAAGCGGAUAGAGUUUAUGUACGGAAUACUUCAUAUGUGUCAACCACUUGAACUUCGCUUUUUCGGAUCCUGCCUUGAGGACCUUGCACGGAAAGAUUUCCACGUCUUCCGAGACUUUGAGAUAAGGGCGAACAGUCAAACUGACUUGGGCCUCCUUAUGGACGUUGCUGACCCUGUCGUUCGUUCCAAACUACUUGUCUGCCUGUCACUUUUGAGAUCUGAAAACAGAGAAUGCGCGGGCACACUUUAUCGUGCUUUGAACCAUAUGGAUCUAGCGCUGUUCUUGAAUACUUAUCAUGGCGUUCCAGUAUCUCCACGUGGGAGCGCUCAGAAUGUACCUGAUCAACAUUCCCCUCGCGAUGGUGGAAUGAGGUCCGGGAGAUUGGAGCAUCCCAGUGGGCCUCCACUGGAGGCAGAGUUGGGUUCCCUGGAGCACUUGGCGCUGCUUUUCACCAUGGCCUCGCUGCACCCGGCGUUCUCUUUUCACCAGAGGGAUACUGCCAGGCACCAGUUGGACAAUGUGGAACGGGCCAUAGAGGAGAGAAGGUAUUGCCACAACCGCCCGAGCGUCCAGCAUACCCUGCGAAAGGAGGACCUCAGCCUCAGGAGCACUGACAUGGGUCAGUCGGCCUGCUGUAUUCCCAAUCAGCUCCCGAACAGGACCUUAUCUCAGAGAGAAGUUCACAUUGACAAGAUUGAGCUAAAGAAGAUCUUUUGGAACCAAGGAAACAGGGAAUACAGUAUUGAGGUCCAGUGGUCUGACUCAACGUGGAGCACAGUGACCAAGACUCACCAUGAGUUGUACGACUUCCUGUCCAAGCUUCCAUGUGAGAGGUCUGCUGAGCCCUUUGAGAAGGGACUAGUGAGGUUACUGGCCCAGAGAGACCAGUAUGAACCCAGGGACCUGGAGAGGAUGCUACAGGACAUGCUUCUGUCAGCCCCAGCAGCCUUCAGGCAGAGAGGAGAGGUCUGCAGGUUCCUUGUCCCCUGCCUCAGCCUCCAGGGAGAUAAUACAGUAACUCUGGGAAAGACCUGCAAGGCAGCCGAGCACUUUAAAGAAGACUGCACAGAGCCAACCAGUCAGGACGAAGACUUAGAGUCUCACCACCUUGGGCAUCAGACGGAGUGCAGCAGCUUAGGCCAGAGCAUACUGAUGACAAAGAGCAGCCGGAGUGAGAGCCAGAGGCCUGCUGUCCACUUAGAGCACAACGGAGUGGUGAAGGGGAGGAGAAAAGCAGACGUUAUGUCCUGUUGGCCAGACCCACAUCAGAAGGUAGAUGAGAAAUGGGCUUUCACUCCAGAACUAAAGAGUAGAAGAAGACCUGAUGAAGUUAGGAAAAGUGAGGGGGCCAAAGCCUACAUCCCCAAUGGCAUCAUCAGACCACCUGCAACAAACGUGACUAGACAGGGUGUCAGUGAGAAACCCAUCCAGGACAAGUAUGGAGACACGUGGUCUGAGGGCUCCAGUACCCCCUCCAGCCCCCAGGAUGAGGCCCGUGAGAGUCUGGAGAGUGAGGACCUUGAAGACAUGGAGGAAGAGAGAGACACUACUGAGAGUUACUCUUCUGUCCAGCAGAAGAGGGCGAGUGGUCACAGCAGGGGGAAAGUUGUGGCUACUGUACACCCUAUGGUCCCUGUACCCCACAAGGAAGAGCCAUCCUACACUGACAGUCCCCGACGUGUACAUCCUCUACCACUGACGCUUCAGAAUGGGCCCACCAUGCCAGACGUUAUGGUCUUUGUCACUUCACAGCCGGGGGACGGUUCACCAGCAGAGGGGGCACUGACUGGGACCACCCCCAUGGUUCCUCAGGAGUCCAUCCCAAGCCAAGCUUCCCUGGGAGACCCUGAGAGACAGAGGCAUGUGUCUGUGUCUGCACCCCUGAACUCACAGCCAGGCACCCCAGGCUCCAGCAGUCACCCCAAACUCCAGUGUUAUAAAAACCCCACUAGCCCAGACAGUAGAAGCACUAACCCCCAGCACCAGCCCCCCAUGGGUGCAAUCAGUGUCAUCCCCCUGACCUCCCACAUGUCCCCCCUGCAGCAAACAUACAUCACCACUGACUUAGCCUCCACUGCCAACCUACCCCUAGCAACCUCUCUCCCUGACCCUAACACCAGGCCUCAAGCCCUGGCUGUACCCACCAGCCUACCCACCCCUAACUACGUGACACCCUCCUCCGGGGCAACUGUGACCCCAGUUGCCAUCAGUCAGGUUCAGUCCACUCUGCUCCCAGCCGUCCCCACUCACACCCCCGGCCCCGUGUCCAGCCAAGCCCUAACCCUCACCCACAGCACGGCCCAGCGAGACGGCACCUCUUCUUGCAGCAGCUCGGGGGAGGCAGCAGGGCAGGCCCAGCAAAAGCUGCAACCCCAGCAGCAGACCCAACCUCCACAGCAACAGCAGAUGAGCUGCAGCACCUGCGGUUGCCGUGGCAGCUGUGGUAGUAGCCACUCCCCCAACCCCAACUUCUACUUCCCUCCCCAGCUUGGGCGCCAGGUCUUCAGCGCCGCUCACCUCCCUCUCUUCCACCUCCCAUCCAUGUGCAGCACUGGAUAUCCCAGCCGCCGCAGUCAGGUCCAACACCAGAGCAACGGCACCACACAGCUACCCUUCUAUCCCCCUCCUCACACAGCCACGCCAACACAAUACGUCAGUGGACCCCUGCUCCAUACCUCCCACUCAGACCACAUGCUGGCCACCCAGGCUGGAUACACCCUGCAGCAGAUGGCAGCUGCUUCCUUCAACCGUUUCUACACACCUGUGUUCUCCUCUGUGGGACUGGGCACGGGCAUGAAGAAGAGUAGUGCCAACGUCUCCUGCUAUAACUGUGGGCUCAGCGGGCACUAUGCCCAGGACUGCAAGCAGCCCUCAAUGGACGCCGGGCAGCAAGGUGGCUUUCGGCUGAAGUAUGCAGCCCCCCACUCCUCUGAAGCAGACAAAACUGACUGACAUGACAGAGAGAGGACCAAGACAAUGCUUUGUUUAUCUCACUACAGUAAAGAUUCCAGAAAUCCAAAGGGUUGAGUUUUUCACUCAUUUGUAAUACCUUCCAAAUGUCCUUUAGGGGUUUGAGAAUCCGCGCAAAUAUCCUAACUAGUUUCUCAGCAAAUUAUAGAAUCCAGAAUUUUCAGAGGGUGGUAUUUUGCACACAAGACUCUAACUUUUAAAGAAAGAAAACCACAUAUUUAAAUGGUGUGGUGGUAAACUUGCAUUCAAUAAGGAUUGAUAGAUUUGGAGAGAAAGAUUGUUCUAUUCUGAUUUUAAUGUGGGUCUUUUUGGAACAUUUAAAUUCUUCCAGAAUCUGCCUUUGGUUCAAGUCGUUAUAUGUUGGGCUAAGUAGCCUAUAUCAACUAAAGCAUGUCAUCACUUCAAGUCUCUGUUCUCCCUGUCAGUUCUUUUAUAUGCUAGCACUUGUAAUGAGAGGGAAGGUAGUGAGUAGUACAGUGCCUUAGUGCCUCACAGAGAAAAGAUGGAGAGAGUUGUAUUGUCGCAUAGAUGUUCAAAAGGAAAAUACAGUUAAACAGCAGCUAGAAGCCAGCAGCCUACCAGUUCAUUGCAUUUUUUUGUAUCCAUUUGAAAUAACAAAAUGUGUGAAUUAUAAAAAAUGGGGGGGUGAAUAUUCAAAAACUUCACAUUAUCUUUUAUUUUUUGGAUUGUCAUAAAGUGGAGGAAAGAUGUAUGGUUUAUGAGAUAAAAUAUUUAUGUAAUUUGUUUUUUUGACAGAAUAUUCUGAAUGUACCAUAAAUACCCUGUAUUUUAAUUUUUUUUUACAAGCUAACGGUAUUCCAUUUAAGGAAAAACUUUGUGCGAAAAAGGAACGUUUCAUUGUCAUUUGUUGCCACUUGAUUUAAUGUGAAGCAUGUAUUAAGUUAAUCAUGUCUGUCAUUCAUGAUGUUAAAGGGAUACUUCGGGAUUUUUAGGCAAUCUACUUCCCCAGAGUCAGAUUAAUUUGUGGAUACCAUUUUUAUGUCUCUGCGUACAGUUUGAAGGAAGCUGCUUACUAACGCUAGUGCAAUUGCUAACUAGCGUUAGAGCAAUGACUUGAAGUCUACGGUAUCUGCUAGCAUGCUCGACUUCCAGUCAUUGCGCUAAUACUAGUUAGCAUUGGUUCAUGAAACCACCUCUUAACAUAACAAUGGUAUCCAGGAGUUCAUCUGACUGGGGAAGUAGAUAAAGAGCCUCAUUGCCAAAAUCCUGAAGUAACGUUAUAACCCUUUAAUGCUGCUGUUUUGUUUGUAACUGUCUCUUGGGGGCAAAAUCGCACUAAUCCUUGCAGGUCUGUGUGGGUGUGUGUGUAUAUCUAUGUUUGGUUCUUUGUGGGUCAUGUCCCAAAUGCUCUCAGGCAAUGAGAGGACUCUUGUGGUUAAUGUAUCCCCUAAAGCCUCUCCUCUAGUAGGUGAUUUACUGAGACCCAAAUCAACCCCCCAUCCCUACCCCCGAGGCACUUGGGUCGAUCCAAAGUCAACCCCUCAGCACUUCAGUAGAUCUGAAAGAAUUGGAUAGAUGUAAUCAAUGGUAAAAUCUUCACUUGAGCUUGCCUUCUGAUAAGAUUGCUGGAAUUCUUGCCAUAUUGCUCUCAUCUAUAUAAUCCUUUCUGAUCUGCACAAGUGCAAAGGUUAGGGGCUAGUGGUCGAUCUUUGGAUUGGGCGACAGAAUCACUGUCCCUUAUCCUACCGCCAUGCAUGUACUGUACCUGUUGAAGAUGUUGAACGUUUGGCUCCUGCCCGUUUGUGUAGGCUUGUGUCAAGCUCUUUGUUGCCAGAACUUUAUGUGCCCUAUUCCUCCUUUCUCAUGCAGCAAUGAGAUUGUAUUAUGCAUGUAGGUGUAUAUUUGUGCACAUCUGUAAGAGGCUAACUACACACACUUACUGUACUCAGAUGAGAACUUCUGUAUUAGAAAAAAAGGUAAAACACUCACUGUUGUUUAAGACAAUCGCCUGUUUGUGACAUUGAAACCCACCUUUCUCCUUCACUGUCUGCUGUUGUGGUGGAUUGUUUUGUGUUUUCCAGCAUACCAACACACAGGCACGCAAUGUGUAAGCUAUCUGAAAUUGACACCCAGGUAAAGUGGAACGUUUUAGAAAUUGGAACGUAUCUGUAAGCUUAUUCAGAAUCAGUUUUUUAAAGUUUUAAACGUUUUGUAUUGGAUUUAAGAGGCCUAGUUGUUGAUUUUUAUUUUGAUUCGUAUCUUUAUUUUGAUGUUUCAAAUUAAAAUUGAAAGAGAAAAAACAUGAA